UUUUUGUCCGAAUCGAAGACGGGGUCUCAAAAUACUACGCCCGCCAUAAAAGCAAGUAUAAUCAAGUUCGACGGAACAAUAUUCGAAGCGAAAUUCGACCAACACGCUGGAGGUGUUGCGAGAAAUAUCGCCGAAGCUAUGAGCAAGUUGGGUUGUUCGCCAACCUUUAUAUCCGUCGUGGGAAAUGACAGUUAUGGCAAAAAUUUACGUUCAAUGUUAUCACCGACGUGCUCAAAGAAUAUUCACACGCUUCCUGAGCAUAAUACGGCCCAGUGCCAUGUAGUUUUCGAUAGAGGUGGUGACUGCAAGCUGUUGAUUGGUGACGUGGACAUAUUUCAAGAAAUAACCAGCGAAAUGAUUUUCAAACACGAAGAAGACAUAAAAAAGAGUCCUUUGCUUAUUUUGGAUGGAAACCUGACUUUAGGUGCAAUGGAUACAGCUUUAGAAACUGCUAGCAAGCAUAAUGUGCCAGUUUUCUUCGAACCAACCGAUGCACCUGUUUCGAUAAAACCAUUUCAGACAAAUUCUUGGAAUGCCAUCAAGUACAUUAGUCCAAACUUACUGGAAUUAAAAUCUAUUGCAAAAGCACUGAAUAUUCCACUAGAAAACUCCUUUAGUACCCCAAUCGAAGAAGUUGUAUACAUUGGCCAGCAAUUAAUUUCGUACAUUCCCACCAUUAUUGUGACAUUAGGACUUGAAGGACUGGUAAUAAUUAGAAGAGCUUCCUCGUCCGAUGCGUUAUACCUUCCUUCUCCGGAGACAAGUGCACAAGUACAAAUACGGCACUAUCCGACCGAUAGGGUAACGGAUUUGGUGAACGUUAGCGGUGCCGGAGACUGUUUGGCUGGUGGACUGAUUGUCGGAAUGCUGUCUGGUUUAAGUGAAGAGAUGUGCGUCAACGUGGCAUUUACGGCAGCUCAUAGUGCCUUAUUUUCCGAGAGCGCCGUUCCAAGCACUUUAUUUUCAAAAUCGCACCGUUGCUGGGGAACUCCUGCUAAACAUCAUUUACUGUGUUAACUUUAUAAUCACUUGAAAUUCACAUCACUUAUUUCGAUUUG
Photinus pyralis (common eastern firefly) is the source of this 1058-nucleotide messenger RNA. RefSeq names its product pseudouridine-metabolizing bifunctional protein C1861.05-like. The record is from RefSeq and is a predicted model, not a curated record. The transcript is spliced from 4 exons. NCBI's taxonomy places the organism in Eukaryota, Metazoa, Arthropoda, Insecta, Coleoptera, Lampyridae. Gene Ontology annotation, molecular function: kinase activity. The coding region runs from base 139 to 1017 and encodes 292 amino acids.